Molecule: messenger RNA, 1813 nt
Organism: Saccostrea cuccullata (small rock oyster)
Lineage: Eukaryota; Metazoa; Mollusca; Bivalvia; Ostreida; Ostreidae
Product: PEST proteolytic signal-containing nuclear protein-like
Exons: 5
Coding region: 12-527 (171 amino acids)
Biological process (GO): proteasome-mediated ubiquitin-dependent protein catabolic process; protein ubiquitination
Cellular component (GO): nucleus
Source: RefSeq, a predicted model, not a curated record
UUGUUUUCAAGAUGGCUGAUCAAACAGAAGGGACCAAGUUUUCCAGCCAGUCAGGUGGGAAACCUUCUUAUGACCCAGGGAAAUCCCCUCUGGAAGCAGGAAAACCCACAGUACAAAGUCCCGGGAAGAGAAAAGCCAGCGAGGAACCCCCACAACCAACUAAAGCACAGAAAUUUGCCAUGAAGUUUGGCUCUAAACCAGCAAACAAAGAGCCAAAUACUGAAUCAACCAAUGAAAAGAAAGCUAAGGCAGCUCCAAUUAAAAUCUCUCUCUCUUCACAGCCAAAAGAAGUAGCCCCUGUCUUACCCAAGACUAAAAAAAUAGCUUCUGUUUUUAAUGAAGAGGAGAGUGAUGAAGAGGAGGAGAUGCCACCAGAGGCAAAGAUGAGAAUGAAGAAUGUGGGAAGAGAUACCCCCACAUCAACAGGUCCUAACUCUUUUGGAAAAGGCCGUCUGGGAUUCAGCGAUAGAAACAGCUUAUUCCAGAAAGAAAUGCUGAAGCAAAUGAAUGACGUGUGUGAUGACUGAGGACUGAAAACUUUAUGGAGCUUAAUAAAGCUUCCAUUCUGACAGUUUAUUACCUGGUGAACAUUGUAAUGGUGUAUGUGUAGAUUUUUAUGAUUAAAAAAACUCUUCAUACAUCUAGCUUUUCAGAAAAAAUACCGGUACAAAUACUAGUAUGUGUAAGUAAACCAGUAAAAAUAGGAUUUUUUGACAUGUAAAAUGAAGUCGAGAUACCCAUACCUAAACUAGUGCAAUCUUAAAGCACAGGAAGCUCCUAGAUUUUAGAGGACUUUUGUGUCAGCUUUGAAAAAACAUUAUGUUCUAAUUCGUUCACACUCAAACGAACAUAAAUCAUCUAUACCAUAAAUAAACACAGUGUGUAGGUACAGAAGCGCUCUCAAGAGUGCAGUUUAUUUACAACAUCAUACAAAAAUAAUCUUCGUAAUAUAAAGUCUUGUUAAGUCCAUUCUCUGUAAUAACGAGAAAAAAGAUAAUAUGAAAUACAUGUAUUACAAUAUAAACACUGUGAGGGUGCGUGGGUGGGCGCCAUGUCUAUACUACACGAAGAGAGAGCCUUCGAAUGGGGUUUAGUUGUUAAACAGGUGAUAAGGUUUGUCGCGUAAAAUACCUGUUAAACAGGUUCUAUUUCUGAAAUAACUAACCAAUGAAAAUUGGGUUCCGGUAUAAAUAUAAAUAAACAAACAAGUGUUCGAUCAACACACGUGUUACUAUAACUGUAAUAAAUACAUAUAUUCUGUAUCAGAAUGCUAUGAUUUAUAAAUUUUGUAAUAUACGAAAUCAAUUUUUCUAGGAGUUUCAAUGUAUAGUCAUGACGUUGUCUAUAUUGACUUAUGAAAUAGUAAAAAUGUGUCACUAAAUCUGACCAUCUAUUCCGACAUGUCCAAGUAUUCUAUAAAAUUGUGAACUGAUUGAUGUGUUUGAAUUUUCAAUCAUUAAAUUAUAUACAGUGUGUAUCUAUAUUUAUACGAGUCCAUGUGGUGUACUGUAUUUAAAAUAAAAGAAUCCAGUACUAAUCAUUUUAUUCAUUAUAGAUCACCUUUAAUAGCUGGACGUUGAGUUUUCUGAUUGAAGUGUGUCGACUGUAAAGUCAUGAAAAAUAAUUUAACUUUCAAAUUCCAGAGCUUCUGUAGAUCAAGUUAUAAAAUGUAACUGGGAGAAAAUUCAGAUGAAUUCCAUGUCACUUUGCUGUCAAACUUAGAUAAUGUUAAUUAUUUUAUAAAUUGACAUUGAAAUUGUUUGUUCUUCAUGUCAUAUUUAUUGCAUUUUACAAAUAAAUUACUUGGAGCUUA